Cryptomeria japonica (Japanese cedar) is the source of this 729-nucleotide messenger RNA. RefSeq lists its product as uncharacterized. The record is from RefSeq and is a predicted model, not a curated record. Lineage: Eukaryota; Viridiplantae; Streptophyta; Pinopsida; Cupressales; Cupressaceae. The transcript has 3 exons. Bases 118 to 507 code for a protein of 129 amino acids.
AAACAUACUGGCAUUCCUUCUGCAAUUUCUCUUCACUUUCUUGGAAAGACACUGAAUCUAAUCAGAACACUAUUUAUAAGCACAACUAAUCAUGAUGAAUCCAACUAGUGCCUCAACAUGGCUAAUAUUUGUAAAUUCUCCAAUCCGACUGCUCUCAGAAAUGUAAAUUUUGUUCAACGCGGCUUUGCUUAUGUUCUAAAGGGAGAUACUGAUAAGCUUCCUCAGACACCAGGCGCCAAGGAAAUCUUUACAAAAGGAGAAGAUGCCGAUAUGGGUGGGAAAACUACCAGUUUCUUUACCAGGAAAUCAAUUAAGCCUGCCUCUAGAGGGAUCAUUAAAAUGUUUUCAUCUGCUGCUACUGCGAGUUUGAAGGAUCCAAAAGAUCCAGGCAUAAAUAAAGGACCUCCUCCACAGCAUGAUAAUCAGCCAGUCAAGGCUCCAAAAAAACCAACCAAGGAUACACUGUCUGAUCCAAAGAACCAUAAUGAGAAACCAAGCAAAAAUUAACUAGAGGACUGUCACAGAUGUAUGCGUAGCUUAGUAAUAAUGUAGUCAAAGUAGUGUUAAUUUGCUCUAUGUAGUUUUGCACAGAUGUAUGCGCAGAUUAGUAAUAAUGUAGUCAAAGUAAUGUUAAUUUGGUCUAUGUAGUUUUGCUUAACCAUCGCACGCUUGUCAGACUGUUUGAAGUAUUGGAAUAUGAUAAUAUAAUAUUCUGCCAAGGUUCAGAAA